AUGGCCCUCAUCGAGACCUCCCUCAUCUGGGUCGCCUACGCCGUCUGCCUCGGCAUCCUGGCCCUCAUCGCUGGCAUCUUCGUCUUCAUCUACCAAGCCCCAUCCACCCGCUCCAUCGCCGUCACCACCAUCGUCUUCCUCACCACCUUCGCCCUCCUCGCCACCCUCCUCCUCAUCCCCGUCGACAUCGCCCUGACCAGCUCUACCACCAAUCGCAGACUCGGCGCCAAAAAGGACUGGGCCAAUCCCAAUGCCGUGGAUAAUAUCGUGUUUCAGCUGAAAUGCGUGUAUUAUGCUUUGUACAGUCUGGAUGCCGUGUUGUGUUUACUGGUGGUGCCGUUCACGUACUUUUGGUGUGAGGAGUAUGAUGAGGUUGCUGCGGAGGAGGGGACGCAGACGGUGGGGAGUCGGCUGUGGGGUGCCUUCAAGUAUACCAUUGCGUUUAUUGUGAUCGCGUUGUUGUUGUUCUUCGUGGGGUUCUUCGUGCCUGUUGUGAAGAAGGCGAGGAAGGAGCAUCCUGACUUGGACUACUUCAAGGAUCUCUUGACGGAGAAUCAUGGCGAGCGUGCUCUGACCUUCUCCAUCGGUGUCCUCAUGACCAUUGGCACAAUCUUGUACUGUCUCUACACAGCUCCAGGAUUGGCUCUCCUACCACUAGCCCUCAUCAAGACCGCCCCUCGCAUCUCCGCCCCACAACUAGCAGCCACCACCCACAGCCAACUAGAACAAAACCGGGAACGCCAGCGCCAACUCGAAGGCCGCAACGAAGGCCGCGAAGGUGGUCUCGAAGCCCGUGACCGCCGCGAGCUCGAGUCCCUCGUCCGCGAAGAACGCACCCUCCAACGCCGCUCCCGCCUCGCCUCGGAGCGCGAAGGCGAAGGCCGCAACUUCUUCAUCAAAGCCUACCUCAAGCUCGGCGCCAUCUUCCGCCCCAUCGCCCUCCUCGCCGGUCUACUCCUCGUAGUAAUCGCCCUCGCAAUCUUCGCCAGCAUGCUCAUAACCAGCAUCGACAAGAUCAAGAACAGCGUCUGCGGCACCUCAUGCGGCUACCUCUUGGCGCAUACCCAGAUCUUCCAGCCCGUGAACUGGAUCCUCACCCUCACAGCCCGCAUCUUCCCAAUCGACUACAUCCUCUGGCUGCUCCUCACCCUCCUCUUCUUCUCCGCCUCCGUGGUAGGCGUAGCCAGCAUCGGCAUCCGCUUCUUGUGGAUCACACUCUUCCGCAUCAAACCCGGAAAGACCACACCAAACGCAAUGCUCACCGCCACCGUGCUCCUAACCCUCAUCGUCCUCGCAUUAAACUACGCCAUGACCAUGAUUCUAGCCCCACAAUACGCAACCUUCGGCCCCCAGACCUUCUGUGAUCGCCCCUCACACCAUCCCGAUCAGCAGCCCAAUUGCACGGAACAUCACAGUGCUGUGAAACCUUGCACCGAAGCCGCAGACAACCCAGUCGCGCGCAUGGUCUGCACCCCCUCCGUCGUCUCCACCUUCCUGAACCGCAUCACGGUCAAUUUCCCCUACCUCGGCGUCGUAGAUUUCUGGGCCCAAUUCGCCUUUCUCGGGAUCUUCAUCGUGGUCUUCUUAGUCAUGUUAUUCCGCGUCCCCCAGCUGGAUGAGGAGGAAGUCGAUGAUGAUCUAAGGGAGCAGGAAGAGGAGGGGCUUCUCGCUUCGACCGGAAGACGGUUUGGGGCGACGUGGCAGGAUAUUACGGGCCAGGCUAAGGGGGUGAAGAGGGCGGAUUAUGGGGCUUUGGAUGGGGAGAGUGCGGCUGAUCGAGGGACGGCUGAUCAUGGGGAGGAAGGACCGGUGGGUCGGUGA
Molecule: messenger RNA, 1821 nt
Organism: Recurvomyces mirabilis
Lineage: Eukaryota; Fungi; Ascomycota; Dothideomycetes; Mycosphaerellales; Teratosphaeriaceae
Exons: 2
Coding region: 1-1821 (606 amino acids)
Biological process (GO): protein localization to vacuole
Cellular component (GO): vacuolar membrane
Source: RefSeq, a predicted model, not a curated record